Trachemys scripta elegans is the source of this 8042-nucleotide messenger RNA. RefSeq names its product zinc finger protein 160-like. NCBI's taxonomy places the organism in Eukaryota, Metazoa, Chordata, Testudines, Emydidae. The coding region runs from base 308 to 2362 and encodes 684 amino acids. Gene Ontology annotation, biological process: regulation of DNA-templated transcription. The record is from RefSeq and is a predicted model, not a curated record. The transcript is spliced from 5 exons.
GUCACUCAGUCUGGCAGCAGGAAGUGAAUUGCAGUCGCUGCAGUUACUCUGUUGCGGAGAAAUCCACGUUCCUUGCAAGACCCCAGGGCCUCGGCUGCUGCCGCUGGGGACCCCAGAGCCCUGGCUGCAGGCGGGGGAAGUUUCCUAUCAAGGGAGGAACAUUCCCGCUGCUCCCUGAGAGACUCUCCCAGUGCAGAGACCCCAGCCUGUCCCGACCCCCCCUUACUGGGACCCAGAGCCCUGCUCCCAGGCAGUGCCCCACGUGGAGAGAAGAUCAUCCCAUCUUCGUGGGGGACAGGGAAGUGAAAUGGAUGUGAUGGAUCCAGCUCAGAUGCCGGUGACCUUUGAGGAGGUGGCUGUGUAUUUCACCGAGGGGCAGGGGGCUCUGCUGGACCCCAAUCAGAGAGCCCUCUACAGGGACGUCAUGCAGGAGAAUUAUGAGACUGUGACCUCACUGGGAUUUCCCAUUCCCAAACCUGACCUGGUCGCCCGGCUGGAAGCAGGGGAAGAGCCGUGGGUCCCGGAUCUCCAGGCCUCUGAGGAAAGGAAGCUCCCAAGAGGCACCUGCACAGCAGGUGACAAGACAAAGAGUGAGAACGAGGAGGGGAAUCCACUGCAGAAAUGUCCUGAGCAAGUGGAGCUGCAGAGGACAUUUUUGAGAAGAGCUGAAGAGAAUUUUUCCCAGUGCUUGGAACAGAGAAAAGCCUGGAGUAAUUGGCACAAGUCAGAGAGGAAGUUGGGAAACCACCAAAGGAAGAAAGUGGAUGAAUCAAUUGAAUGUGGGGGGGCAGGCAAGGAUCCCAAGGAAAUCACAGCCCAGCAGACAAAUCACAAGGAAAAUAAACCCUAUAAAUGCUUGGACUGUGGGAAAAGUUUCAGUCGGCGCUCCAGCCUUAUUAACCAUGGGAGAAUCCACACGGGAGAGAAACUGUAUAAAUGCUUGGACUGUGGGAAAAGCUUCAGUCAGUGCUCAGGCCUUAUUAACCAUAGGAGAAUCCAUACAGGAGAGAGACCCUAUAAAUGCUUGGACUGUGGGAAAAGCUUCAGUCAGCACUCAGGUCUUAUUAACCAUGGUAAAAUCCACACUGGAGAGAGACCCUAUAAAUGCUUGGACUGUGGGAAAAGCUUCGAUCGGAACUCAAAUCUUACUAUCCAUCGGAGAGUGCACACAGGAGAGAGACCGUAUAAAUGCCUUGAGUGUGGGAAAAGUUUUAGUCAGCUCUCAGGCCUUAUUAGCCAUGGGAGAAACCACACGGGAGAGAGACCAUAUAAAUGCCUUGAGUGUGGGAAAAGUUUUGGUAUACCAUCUUCCCUUAUUAUACAUCAGAGGACCCACACGGGAGAGAAACCCUAUAAAUGCUUGGACUGUGGAAAAAGCUUCAGUCAGCGCUCACGCCUUAUUAGCCAUGAGAUAAUCCACACGGGAGAGGGACCAUAUAAAUGCCUUGAGUGUGGAAAAAGUUUCAGUGCACCAUCAGUCCUUAUUAUACAUCAGAGGACCCACACAGGAGAGAAACCCUAUAAAUGCUUGGACUGUGGGAGAAGCUUCAGUCAGCGCUCAGUCCUUAUUACUCAUAGGAGAAUCCAUACGGGAGAGGGACCAUAUAAAUGUCUCGAGUGUGGGAAAAGUUUCAGUGUACCAUCAGCCCUUCUCAUACAUCAGAGAACCCACACGGGAGAGAAACCCUAUAAAUGCUUGGUCUGUGGGAAAAGCUUCAGUCGGAGCUCACAUCUCAUUAGCCAUGGGAGAAUGCACACAGGAGAGGGACCAUAUAAAUGCUUGCACUGUGGGAAAAGCUUCAGUCAGCGCUCAGUCCUUAUUAACCAUGGGAGAAUACACACAGGAGAUGGACCAUAUAAAUGCCUUGAGUGUGGGAAAAGUUUCAGUGUACCAUCAGCCCUUCUUAUACACCAGAGAACCCACACGGGAGAGAAACCCUAUAAAUGCUUGGAGUGUGGGAAGAGCUUCAGUCAGCGCUCAGGCCUUAUUAGUCAUGGGAGAAUCCACACAGAGGAGAGACCCUAUAAAUGCUUGGACUGUGGAAAAAGCUUUAAACGGAGCUCAAAUCUUAUUAUUCAUCGGAGAUUGCACACAGGAGAGAGACCCUAUAAAUGCUUGGAGUGUGGGAAAAGCUUCAGUCAACGCUCAGGUCUUAUUAGCCAUGGGAGAAUCCAUACUGGGGAGAGACCCUAUAAAUGCUUGGACUGUGGGAAAAGCUUCAGUCAGCGCUCAGUCCUUAUUAACCAUUUGAGAACCCACACAGGAGAGAGACCCUAUAAAUGCUUGGACUGUGGGAAAAGCUUCAAUCGGAGCUCAAAUCUUAUUACCCAUCGGAGACUGCACACAGGAGAGAGACUGUAAAAAUACCUUGAGUGUGGGAAAAACUUCAGUGAGAGCUCAAAACAUCCGGAGAGAAAUCAUAUAAGUGCCUCCACUGUGGGGUAAGUUUCAUUCAGAGAUCAAACCUUGCUUCAUAUCAGAUAAUCCACACAAGAGAGAAACCCCAUAAAUGCUUGGAUGAUGGGAAAAGCUUCAACAACUGCAGGAAAAAAAUUCAGUCUGAGCUCAGACAUUAUUCCACAUUCGAUAAUUCACAGAAGAAAGACCUUGAAUGUGAUGGAAGCUUUAUUUGGUGCUCACAUCAGAGACUUCUCCACAUAGGAGAGAAAUUCUCUCACUGCCCUGACUAGGGCUGGCCUUAUUAAAAACUCCAUUUCUCAAUUCCCAUAUGCCUCAGUGGCAUGUGGCUCCCAGGUAUCCAGCUGCCCCGCAGGUUCCAGCAGCAGCUGACCCUGAGCUGAUCAGGGAUCCUCUGGCUUUGCCUUGUUUAAGCAAACCCCAGGCAGAGGAGGAGAAGUACCAGCCAGCCCCUGCUGCAGCCCCGGCUGCUGAACUGAUGGGUCUUCCUGCCUCCUGCUAACCUGCUGGGGGAAGGGAGAGAGAAACUCCUCUAGAAGAUCCCUCUGCCUGGAUGAAGUUCCCCCAUCUCUCUUCCCUUCCCAGAUGUGAUGCCCCUUCCAUGGAGAUGAGGGGAGGGAUACUUGGGCCAGGCCCCACAUUCACUCUGGACACCUGUCCCCACUCCCCAUUUCCCAGCAGUCCCUGGGCUGGACUUCCCCACUUAUCUGGAGUUGGUCCCUGCAGGGUGUGUGUCCCUGGGGGUUGGCAACUCUUCCCCUCCCUAAAUCCCCUAAGGUGCUGGGUUCUGGGGGAUCAAAUGUGAAGGGACCAGGAGAGAUGGGUUUUGGGGAGGAAACUGGGGGAUUGAAUGGUUGGGUCUGGUGGAUGUGGGAUGCAGAGGGUGCUGGGGAAAUCAAAUAUUAGGGAUCAUGGGAUAAGAGAGGAGAGUAAAGGGAAGAGAGCUGCUGCCUCUUAUACUCACCCCCUCUGUCCCUUUUCCCUGCCCUCUCUGCAUUCAGAAAGCACCACUGAGAGGACUGAUUUUCACCUGGUCCUUUGUGGGAUGCCUAAAGGCCUAGGGAUCCUGUUACCCCAAAAUUUGGACCCAAGGUGCCUAAUAAUGGCCUCCCUAUAACUGCAAACCAAUUGUGAAUUUGGCCUAUCUCAAUGGGUGGCCUGCCCUAGAGGAAUUGCCUGUGUUUUAUCAGGGAGCGAGUCUCUAACCCUCAGCCAACUCCUCAGAACAAAUUAGUUCUGUUAAUUCGUGGGAGGAUAUAUAUACAGCCCUCUGCUCAAAGGAUUGACACUCAAGCAGUAAUUAUUUGAAAACAAAAUAACAUUUAUUUAAACAAAUAAAUCAGUGUACUUGAUAAUUGAGAAAAUACAAUGCAACACAAGCUACAGUAGAGUGAUACAAUAAACUACACGACCCAUAUAGCAGAUACAAUGUUGCGCAAUACAUUACACAGGCCGCUUAUACAUAUGUAUAAAGCCUUAAUACAAUGUUGCAAUAUUUUAUCAAACCUAUUACAAUGUAACAUACAGAUCCCUUAUACAUAUGUAUAAAACAGCAUUACAAUAUUACACAUUAAAUUACAUUAUUAAGUAAUAAUAUUCUAUGAGUUGUGAUCAGUCAGUCAUAGAAUAGGUGGGGUAAAAUCCAUUCAGAUGCAGGCAUCCAGCUUUAUUUACAAUCAUACCCCUGCAUUCCUUAUAAUCAAGAGAGGUUUCAGAGAGUUGUACUUACUUUCCAUUUUCUUAAAUCCUUCUGUCUGGUCUCGGUCCUUCUGCUCUGUCAAAAGUGAUUUCAGUUUUUGAUGGAUUCUUUCUUGCUUCUCUCCGCUCUCUCGAUCUGCUUCUCUCCGCUCUUCAACCUGUUCCUCUCCACUCUCAGCUCUACUUUUAUCUUCUCCGCUCACUUCACACCCACACUGAUGCCUGUCAGCUCUCUGCCAUAUAUACAAUUUUUGAGCCUUUCUGAUUGGUUGUUCUCUCAGUGCCAGUGAUUAGCAUAGUCCCCCUCCUGGUGGGGUGAUACCUGUUCAGCCAAUCAGCUUUGCCUGUCAUUUGACUUCUCACUUGACUGACCCCUCACUUCAGGUAUUUGGAAUGAAUUUAAUCUCACCCUGCUGAAUUUUACUUCACCCCAGUUGCCUGCAUGCUAUUGGUCAAUUCAACGUAAGUCCUCCAUUUUGAUUUUCUGAGGUAAAAUCAUUGUGGCUUUCUAGCUAACCUUACCUUAAACUAUCACGAUUUAAUACUUGUAAAAAGCCUUAAAUCUACAACUAACUACAUUUUUAUGCAUGUCUAAACAUUAUGAUACUGUCACCACUUUUGUUAUGCUAAUUGGAGCAGUUGAAAUUUACAAUGUUUUUUUCUCUCUGCCUGCUUAUAGCUGUGUGGCUGAAUGCUCUCCUGAGAGACUGCUUUCCACAAGGUCUUUUGUGGGAGGCCUAAAGGCCUUGGGAUCCCACCUCUGCCUCCACAGCAUCAGCUUUCGAGGGUCUGUCUGUGAUUGGAAAAAUGGUUGGGAUUAGCUAGCAAAUCUCCUCUGACCCUCCCCCACUUUUCCUAGUGUAGACUGACCAUCAUAUAUAAUGCUUUGCAUUAGCAAAGCAAUUAUUGGAAUCACUGAGUUCCCCUUUGCUCCUGGUUAUGCCAAAAACAUUUAUAUUUUGUCCCUUAGAGACCAGAAUUAAAUAGAUUCUAAAAGUGCUUUAGCAGGGAUAGCAAAAUGUGGUGUUUUGGGGUCUGUGUUAUAUGAAGGUGAUGGGGUGAGUAGGAGGGAUUCCCUCUUCCUCACUUUACUGUCACACUCCACCCCAACACAGCAGCAUCUGUCUGACCCUUGGAGAGUCCUGACUGAAUUUGCUGCUUGGCUGUUACUGAGGAGGCUCAGGUGAAUUGAGGAUGCUGAGUAACAUCAGCUAAAGCUGCUGCCCUGAUUUUGCCUUGCCUUGGGAUGACAAUUGCUCCCUACAGUUCAUGGAGUUAAAAGGGUGCAGAGGGGGCAAAUCGGGUGGGAUGGCAGAGUCUGUGCAGGGUGAAAUGGCACAGAAGGGACAAACAGCUGGAGGCAGGGGGAAUAGAGGGUCUGAGAGGCAAAAAAGCAGGGAUGGGGUAGCAACCAGAUUCGGAAUGGGAUACAGAUGCUGGUAGACAUGGGCAGAGAUGAAAAACCCUGUAGUAGAGAGGGGCAGACGAGAUAAAAGUUACCCCAGAUGGGCUGAGCCAUAACAAAAAUAGAGUGUUUGAGGUAGAGGGGCUCCUCUCCCACCUUUCAGGGCCAUGUUGCUCAACAGCCACUUCCCAGGGAUGUUUUCUUAAUGGCUCAGUGCAUCCCAAUGCCUAGACACGGCAGCUCUUCUCUGUCUGAUAUGGUGUAUUGAGCUGCUAAAGGAGACUUGAUUCCAUGAAAUAGUCUACACCCCCACCUCCAAAAAAUAUAAUCAUCAGAUGUGUUUUUAGUGUUUAAAUGAAUCCCAUAUUAGUUUAUAUGCCAGCAUAAAGCCUCAUAGCAGUUCACAAAUCCAUCUUAGCUGCUGUUCUGGUUGUCAUCCUCUAUAAAUGUAGAUUUUUGCCUUUAAAUUAUCUACUUUUUAAAAUGUUAUUUUUAUUACUUAUAGCUCUUCAUCAUUUACCUUCGCUAACAUUGUGAGAUAGUUGACACUGGGCAUCAUUUUGCAUAUUUGUAAUAGGAAAUAUAGUAGAGAGAGCCUGGGGCACUGGGCCUGGUGCAAGAUCUGAGGCCUGAACCAGAGGCAGUGAAUGAAAGUCAGGCCAUGUAUUAAAGCAGAUGCUCACAAGUUCACUGCCCAGUACAUGAACUUGACAAAGUUGUUGCUAGUGUACUAGGCACUAGAGAUUUACGUAAAUAUAUUCCAGCUAGUACAGAUAGGUUCAUUUGACAAACAAUGGAUAGGGAUGUUUUGUCCAAGAUAUCUGGAAAAAGGGGAUGUAAACAUCUCAUGAACCAUGUAAGGUGGUACAUAAGUUGUUUAUCACAGAUUGUAUGUUUCAAUCUAUAAAUGUUGGGGUACCUCACUGUAAGCCUUUGUCCGGCCUAGGGGGCAGCAGAAAGUCUUGCUGCUGACUGGCCUGGUCCAGUGUAAUGGGCAUACAUGUGAUAGUGUACCUGUAGAAUCUGUGGGGUGCUAGUGUGACACUGAGUGAGAAAAGGUUAGUCAACUAGCAGGCUACAUGACCCAAAUCCAACUUUUAGAGACAUAUUAAAAAGUAUGUAAAUGGUCAUUAGGGCCUUUCCAUGUUAGAUAAACUAGAGCUUUGAAAUGUAGACUUCUAUUGUUAGAGAAUUAGAAGAAGAUAGUGAUUGUAAUUGUCUGUGUUUACCUAUAUCUUGUUAGAGAUUAACAAUGUAACCUGUCUGUCACUAUGUUCUAUUGCAGGGCUUGGCAACCUAUGGCGGCACGCAUGCUGAUUUUCAGUGGCACUCUGCUGCUGGCCUGUGGUUCCGUCCGCAGGCCCCCUGCCAGCCAGGGUCCCGGCUGCUGGCCCUGCUGCUGGCUGGGACCCUGGCUGGCAGAGGCCGGCGGCUGGGACCCCGGCCGGCAGCGUGCUGGGGGCCUGGCCGCCUGCCCCACUCAGCCCGCUGCCAGUCUGGGGUUCCGGCCGCCGGACCCUGUAAAUGUAAAAUGUAUUACUGGCAUACAAAACCUUAAAUUACAGUGAAUAAAUGAAGACUUGGCACACCACUUCCGGAAGGUUGUGACCCCUGUUCUAUUGAUUCAGAAAUCAAAAGGGAAUUUUAACAUUUUGAUGAAGCUUAGGUGUAACAAUAUCAUUGUCUAUAUUUCUCUUUGAAAUUUGUAGUAAUCUGUCUAUGAACUGCUUAAUGGAUAAUUACCUUAGGCUGAUGAAUGCAACUAGUUACCUGUGUAUACAUAGAAAAUAGGAGGUUUUACUUCAAAGCCACAGUGCUUCACCCAAGGAAUAUCUGCUGUCAAGAGGCUGCCAGAGAACUAUAAAAGGAAUUCUUGGGCCUGAUCCUGUUAUCUCAGAUCUACUUAAGCUUUGUCAGGGGAAGUUUGAGUCGCAAGACUGAGGUCUCCAGCUCCAGUCUGGACCAUCCUGACACUGGACUAUAACCUGUGGAACUAAUUCUGAAAAGAAAUUUUUGCAACUCUGAAGCUCACCAUCUCUACUAUGAAACUGACCAUAGAACUCUAUUCAUAUCUGUAUAUAUAGUGAUCUUUUAUCACUUUUUUUUUAAUAAAUUUUAGUUUAGAUAAUAAGAAUUGGCUGUAAGCAUGUAUUUGGGUAAGAUCUGAAAUAUUCAUUAUCCUUAUGGGUGAUGUGUCCAAUCCUUUGGGAUUGGUAGAACUUUUUAUAUGAUGAACAAGAUUUUCAGUAAUCCUCAUCGUAUUUGACUUGGGUGUCUGGGUAGGAGCCCAAGGCUGGGUAGCUUUAAGAGAACUGUAUUUCUGGCUUCUGGGUAACCAGGAAGGUAUUGUAGAAGUUGUUUUGUUGUUGGCUUGGUGAAUCUAAGUAUUAGAAUAACCACCUGUUUGGGGGAUUGUCUACUCCAAUCUUUGCAGUUUGCCCUGAUUAAGCAAUCUCAGUGUUGCCCCCCUGAGACUCUGGUGACAGCUUCGUUGACAAUAAACCUGGCUGAGCACCUUCA